AUGUCCAAAAAAAUAGAGUGCUACUUUUCCGCUAUCGAAACAGCAACGGCAACAGCAGCAGCAACCACAACCGCAACCGCAACGGCAGCUGGAACCGCUUUGCCGUGGGAUGUCAGCCUGGCGCACAACAUCCUGCGGUCGUGCCAUACAUUAUUCAGGGAGCUCGAGCGGAUACAGCUCGGCGUCAUGGACGGAACUACGGCAGUAUCGGUCUGCGGCACCGAGUGGACUGCUACUGAGGCGCAUGUCGACGACAUGCUUGCAGUGCUGCAGAGCACGCAGGAGAAACGCGAGGCCCGGCGCCUGGUUCGCGCAAGCCGCCAGACCAUCGGGUCGAUGCGCGUCUGCGUGCAGACACUGGCGGCCAGCACAGAGCUGCAGGCGGCCAGCGCAAGCGCAGUGCAGGCGACGGUUAUGGCACUGAGCGCGGCGGCGGCGCAGAUCCACAUGAACGAGGCCAGGGAGGAGAAGGGCGAGGCGCAGGCCCAGCCCAACCCGUCUGUUGCCGAUGCUGUGCGGGCUGCGGGCUCGCUGGCCGAGCAGCUGCGGAUAUUCACCCGCGUGUCGCAGCAAUCGUGGGCGGCCACGCGUUCGCAGCUGGCGCAUGCGCCCUCGAUACCGUCGCCGCUGGCCUUGGGCAGUGCGCCGCAGCACCGGCGCUGGGUCUCGGAGGACAUCGAGACCGAGACGGACUCGACCCCCAACACAUUCGCCGGGACACCCGAGCCGCUGCACUCGCGCAACCGCUCGGACAGCCGCCUGCAAAUCGGGAAUGCUGUGUUGCCGAGGACCAAGCAGGUGCGCUUCCUGGCGCGCACGCCGCCGAGUGCUGAGCCCGCGCCGGCAAUUGACCAGGCGCACUUGGCUGACUUUGCGCUGGCGCUGUCUGCCUUUGAAAAGGCCGUCGCGGCGCUGGCCGAAGAGCGUGGCGACAUCGGGCCACAUACGCCGGCUGUGCGCGCCCUAGUCACAGCGUUUGUGCAGCUGUCGCGCCUUGCCUCGUCGACCGGCAUGGUCCGCCACUUUGACCGUCCAGCGCUGGCGCUGUUCAAGACCACCACUCAGGCUGUCAAGCUGCUCAUGCCACAGAAAUCAUAG
Molecule: messenger RNA, 1098 nt
Organism: Kickxella alabastrina
Lineage: Eukaryota; Fungi; Kickxellomycota; Kickxellomycetes; Kickxellales; Kickxellaceae
Exons: 1
Coding region: 1-1098 (365 amino acids)
Source: RefSeq, a predicted model, not a curated record